AAACUGGGUUUCGCUACGUUGGAACUGAAUUUUGUCAUAACCUGGAGCCAUAGCGGUAGGAUAGGUGUGACCACUCCAAUCAGCUUUAUUUUUCAGUUUUUCCUCGUGGAAUUGAAGUGAGGACAUCAUUAGUCAUUCAUACCUUCAGGUGACUAGGUAAUGUAAGCUCUAGAAAUUAUAGAUUGGAGGUUUGUGGGCACGAUCAAAGUUGCUGCUAAUGUCAUUAUAAUUAGUGGGUUUCUGUGGUUUCAGUGUUUUGACGCAGUUCAUAAUAAACUUGUUAUACUAGGUGAUAGAAUUUGCUGCUGCAAACGUGAUUUGUGGUAAUUAUUUCUUUCCAAUCUCAAAUUUGCUUCAGUGCACAUCCUUUCAAUUUCAUCAUUAGGGUAGAUGGCAGAGAGUUUUCACAGGUGCUUACACUAGUAUCUAUUCAAGGAGGUGAGCUGGAUGAUCAGCUCACAAUUAGGAUGACUUCUCUGGCUCAUCUUAAAACUGAUUACGGAACAUAGGUGCCCCAUGUUCAAAUAUCCUCUCUUUACACUAUUUAUGAUGGAUUGUCGCGGUUGCUUUUGCAACUGAUGCAGUAUUGCUAUUAAAUUCUAGGAGCUGUGUUCACUCGGAAGGGAUAUCGCAGUCCUAUUUGUUUUAAGCAAUUGAUCCCAGGGUGUAGUGGUGCAGACAGGAAUGCCUGGAACAGUGUUCUUUGGUUUUCUUUAUCCUGAGGAGUCUGGAAUUCUCAUGCCUUCACCGGAGGUCAUGCCUGUGUGCUGAUCGGAAUCCUGAAAUAUUGUAGUGUUUUUGGAGGUGAUUCCACUGCUGAUUUCUCAUAUUCUUCUGCGGAUUCAGUUUAGCCUCUUCAGAUUGAGAUUGGAAAUCCUGCUUGCUAGCUUUGAGUUCGGCAAGAUCCUCAUGACGACUCAGGGAUACAGUAGCAGAUGGUUUUGCUCCAGAUAGAAAUUAGCAGCUCCUUGGACACAAGGAGUGAUAUGAAAAUUGUAGAAAUCUUAUUUCUCACUUUGGUGAGCUUCAACAGUCGGAACAAGAUUGGAAGGCGCAGGAAUCUGUAACAUGAGUGAUGAAGAAAUGGCCAUCCUCAGCCAAGUCAAUGCACUUUUCCAAUAACUGAUGUGUGUAAGACAAUGAAGAGUUGGAGCGGAGUCUCAAGGCAUCACGGAGCUGGGAGGAGGAAUACGUCGGUUGAGUAGAGAAUUGGGUGUCAAGCGGCGCACACUGUUUCCAACCUUCGCACAUCAGUUUGGCUUGUAAGAACCUUGAUAAUCAUGGAAGGAUUGAGCAGCGUACCGUUUAAUUCACAAUAUAUACCUACUAUAUUCCCGAGAAUGUUUUAUUUUGGGCCUGUAAAUUAUUAGAUGAUGCCUCUUCGUUGGCAAGAGGGAAUUCAAAAGCAAGAACCUCUAUAGAACGGCGAAGAUUUGUUGCAGAGCUUGUGGACUUGGGCUGGCAGCAAUGCUUUAGCCGGAUGCGGCGGUAGAGUAGUUCUGUGUUAUGGGUAGGUACUAAGAGAAAACAGCAGAUUGACAUUCGACGGAUGAUAGUACAAAGAGUACGUGUUUGUUAACUGCCGAAGAUUCUUUCAACGCCUAAAGUCCUGAGUAGGUGCAUCAGUAAAUGCUCAUAAAGCUUACAUAAUCUAAAACUCCGCUCUUCUUCAUCCUUACUGGCAUCCACACUUCGUUUUUGGAGCUAUCUUCUCCCCUCGUAAGGAACAGUUUCAUUGUAGUUCGGUUUCAAAUAUGAAAUUGUACAAGAUGAUGUGAAGUGCACCUUCACAAAUUGUGUCACCAGCCUGUCGCUCAACUGUUCAAAGAAACGUCUUGUUUUGGACCUCGAAUGGUCGAAUCAUACUAUGGAUGUGGAACCUCAACUUUGAGCUGGACUUCCGGACGAAAGUGUCGUUUAUUUAUUUAUUUGACACAAAAUGGGGUACGGAAGUGUCGUUUAAUUUGGAUGAUUUAGCUGGGUACUAACUUGUGAAAAGCAGUUGUAGUUGCCAGUGCGAAGAAGGUUUGUAACCCGCUCAAGGGAGAAAUAUUUGGCUGUACAGAAAUGUUUUGGACUCCAAGUGGAGGUCGUUAGGGAUUUUGAAGCUGUCGCCUACCCGACUUUAAUGAAGGAAGAGCAUGUGUGGUGAAAAUGUUCAGUCUCUGAAGCUAGUCCUGUGAGAUGCUUUUGACUCAGGUCUUCCCUAGUUCGGUGGAAGGAACGUAAGCCCAGAUCGGCAGCGCUCUCAUUGGUGAAUUUUCACAAAACCUGGUGAUUCUUAACACCUACGAUUAGUACUUGGAUGGCAAGACCUUGAAACACAAUUUAUAUCUCCUUGAGAUCACAUUGGAAGUAUUCUUUAACUGCCUCCAAUAAGACAAGGAUGAAGUGUGGGAUGGCAAGCGAUGCAACCUCAGAAUCUGAAAAGAAAGAUGAAACCGUAGCUAAUGCUCAAGGUGAGCAGUCGAGAAAGCAACCACUAGAUCCGGACAGCUAUUCCCCACCAUGCUGUGCCUUCAGGGAGAAUCACUUACCGAUCCACCUGCAACAUCUUCAAUACGGGCAACUCGACGAAGCUUUUUUUUCUCACUUCCCACCAGCUGCUCUCAAUAUGUUGGCGUGGCAAUGGCCAUCCAAUCUUGCGUUUGCUGCUGCUGCACCGUGCUCGAUGUCCAAAGACAUGAGUGCCUCCAGCAACCAUGAAAAUACUCUGAACCCCGUUUUUGAAUAUGUCAACCAGCUGGGUGCCGUGUGCAAGCAGCUUCCGAUGCAUUUAGAUCAAGCGCCCCAGCAGCAGCAUCACUACCUGUGUCAGUAUCCUCAUUUCAUGCAAAUGCCUCAAGGUCUGGAGGUUCACGACAUGCAAAAUCAAAACACAACACCUUGCAAAGGAGAACAGUCAAAUUUGGCUGAGCUACAACGGUCUGAAGUCACUCCUCAUCUCACGAACAUAUCAUCGGCAGUAAGCACUCAUUCUAUGCCUACGAAUUUUCUUCCCGGGGUCUCCACUUUUCAACCUCGAGUUGGGAACAACCUGGCAGGGUACUCGAGCUGUGGCGAUGCUGGCAUGAGGUCCUCAUACCCUGAGUUGCUUAGCAAAACUGCGAACACGCAGUCUCACCAAGGUGAUGUACGAGAGGAGAAUUGCUCCCGGAAGAGGAAGCAGGCAGGAUCUGAACAAACUCAGUACAAGUAUUCAUCUCAAUAUGCAGCAGUAUCGCCUGGUCAAAGGCUCUUCCAUGCACCCACUUCGAGCGGUGCUUUGAUUCCUCAGGACAGCGCUCAUUGCAUAGAGGAUUGUCUCCAACAUCACUGCCGUGUUCCUUGUGGCUCCUUGAUGCCUGCCAUGAGCUGCCUCGUGAAUAUCGAUCCCAUUGAUUCAGCUGACCACGGAGCAGCACAACGGAAUGGCUUGCAACCAGGUGUUGGCUUGUGGAGCCAAGUGGGUGCUUCCUCAGUUUAUUCGCCUCGAUGUUUACAGUGCGUCCCAGCACCAGCCUCUACUAAAGUCAUUCAUACUCCUUUCCUAGUGUCAUCUGCCUCCUCCACUUCGCCCGAUGUGUUCAACGCUUCGCGUGAUUUCUGUUCCGGCGCGUCCUUACCGAGUUCCAGCUCCCCUUUUCAGCUUUCAGCACAGAGUGCUUUUAGCUGUAUGACCUCGUAUGACUCCCCUUUCUUACGACCAACCUCAAACCCAAAGGUCGCAGGUUGCUACAUGCAAUGUAUGAACCCGGAGUUUACAACUCUCACUCCACCGACUGCAAAUUUACCGGGAUCCCAACGGGGUCAAUCGGCGUGCAGUGACAAAAUCACGAGGAGAGACGAAAGAUCAGAGCAUGACCCGAAAUGCCAUUCUUCUGACUCUAGGAUCAGCAUCGGUUCACCGGCAGGUAUUGGUUCAAGACACGAACCAGCCGAAGGUUGUCAGGGAUCCGACCCCGGAAUAGUGUCAAGUUCAGUUGAGCACAUCUCCCUAGUAAACGAGUUUUCAUCAAAAGAAUCCGGAGAUCGUAGAGAGGAGAGGAAUGAGCUGGGCAGAACUCCGGAAUUUAUUGCGAGGGAGCCGUCAGAAUCUGCAGGUGUAGUCUACUCCUCUCAUCAAGGUGGUCGUUGCUCUGGUGGCAGGAUUUCAUCUCCUGAAUUUUGUAACCUUCUGGGCCAGGAUAAACAUGUGUUGAUGAGAAAGAACGGCCAGUAUACUAGCCCAAAUGAUCCAUUAAAAAUGCAAGUUGGUGGUCUUGCACCAAGUGAACACCAAACAUUCGAUCUUGCAAAUGCAACAGCGCUGGGCUAUGUCCCGUUGGGUGACGUUCAUGAGGUCCACACAGUGCCAAUGGACAAAAGCAGCUCUACUCUUCGGCAACCUGGGAUGAAAGGACAAUGGGGCGCUGCAGAGGACAGAGUUCUGAGAAAGUUGGUGAAGCAGUAUGGAUCCCGGCGUUGGUCGCUCAUAUCGACGUUCAUGGCAAACCGCUCCGGAAAACAAUGCAGGGAGCGGUGGGUGAAUCAUUUACAUCCAGAUAUACGCAAGGAGGGCUGGACAACUGAGGAAGAAGAGCUACUUGUUCAUGCACAUUCAACCUUUGGAAACAGGUGGUCUGCCAUUGCAAAGAUGCUGCCAGGAAGAACCGACAAUAGCAUUAAGAACCAUUGGCAUGCCACGUUGCGCAAGAAGGAUCGUCAUGGACAACUUCGGCCGAGUCUGCUCAGAGAGUACAUUCUAAAGAAGACUGCUGCUCAUGACAUGUCCGUAAAAGCAUGGGCAAUAUUUCCUCUUCCUCAAUCGGCUGAUAAUAAUGAGGACAACAUGAGCGAUGCAUAUGUUGCCAAUUCUGAGAAGGAAAACCGGGAUGCCAUUCAAAACAUGCAGGUUGAUGACACCACAACUCUACACAACUGCUACACAAAGGACCUUGCGGAGGAGGAGGCAAACGGUGAAGUCCAUCUAGUAGACGAAGUUGUUGAUUGAUACGGUUUGCACUGCCAAGAGUGUGUACCCAUGUGCUAAACUGACCAUAAUUUUUCACUCAUCGACACAGGAUUUUAGGGCACGUUUUGGUUGCAGUUCCGUGUCGUUGAUGUUGAUUGAACUCUGCUGUGAGAGAGUUUGUUGUCCCAACAUGGUCCUUCAACUGGUUUUUAGAAAUUUGUUUUGCUAACCUGAUCUUCUGGGCUUUAUCAUCGUUGUUGUUGUUAUUGUUGUUGACGUUGUUUUUGUUGUAAUGUUGUUGUUAUGUUAACGUAUACACACCCGCCUACAGAUUUUGAUAUUUAUUUGGAUCAAAAAAAUACUUUUUUCUGGAAAAACUUCUUCACUCUCAGUCUCCAUAUUUUUAUGAUUUUUUUAAAAAUCUUAACAUGAGAUAUUUUUGCAAUAACAUUUAGGAUUAAAAUAAAGGUUUCCAACUAACAUUAAUUAAUAAGUCUUCAAAUUUUAUUUUCUUAUUUAUAUUUGAUUCUCCAUAAUUACUUUUCCAUUCUGUGCA
Messenger RNA from Physcomitrium patens, 5489 nucleotides. RefSeq lists its product as uncharacterized. Gene Ontology annotation, biological process: regulation of DNA-templated transcription. Gene Ontology annotation, cellular component: nucleus. The record is from RefSeq and is a predicted model, not a curated record. Lineage: Eukaryota; Viridiplantae; Streptophyta; Bryopsida; Funariales; Funariaceae. Gene Ontology annotation, molecular function: DNA-binding transcription factor activity, RNA polymerase II-specific; RNA polymerase II cis-regulatory region sequence-specific DNA binding.